GCCCCUGAGGGUAGACACGAUAGACGGCCCCAAAUUACCCAGGAGACACCAUCAACCUUUCAAAUCUUUCGCAUCCCUUGCAAAUCAACACUGCAAAUCUUUGAAUCCAGAUCUGUUUCCUGCAUCUUCCAGCAAUGGGAUUUCCAGACCUGGAGUUUGGCAACAGGAAUGCGCAGUGAUCCCAGGGCUUGAGAAAAUGGAAUCUCCUCAAAUACCGCCAGGUGAUGCAGAGCAGUCUUCCACAGACUUCGACGAUCUCCAGUAUUCACUGCAAGUGGAGCAGGAGAACACGCAAAAGAGGACCUUCACAAGUUGGAUCAACUCGCAGUUGGAAAAGCAUUCCCCACCUUCCUUUGUCUCGGACUUGUAUACGGACAUCGGGCAGGGACAUGUGCUUUUGGAUCUGCUGGAGGUUCUCUCAGGACAACAAAUGCCACGUGAGAAAGGAUCUAACACUUUCCAGUGCAGAAGCAACAUUGAAAAUGCGUUGACGUUCCUAAAGAACAGAUCGAUCAAGCUGAUCAACAUUCAUGUUGCUGAUAUCAUUGAAGGGAAACCGUCCAUUGUCCUUGGCCUGAUUUGGACAAUCAUAUUGCAUUUUCACAUUGAAGAGUUAGCCCAGACUCUUGCUUGUGGCUACGGUCAUCCUUCGCCGGACAGUUCGAGUGCCGUGGACUCAUCACCGACAGCAAGCCCACCGGCAAAACGAAAUGCUAAAGCGAAGGAACGGUGGAAGAUGUCUGCAAAGAAGGCUCUUCUGUUGUGGGCCAAGGAGCAGUGCGCCACGCAUGGCUCCAUCAGCGUUGCAGACUUCAAAUCCAGUUGGAGGAAUGGGUUGGCGUUCUUGGCCAUCAUUCACGCCUUGAGGCCGGACUUGGUAGACAUGGAGAGAGCAAAAGAUAGACCCAACAAAGAGAACCUGGAGGAAGCCUUCGAAAUUGCAGAGACAGAACUCAGUAUACCCCGGCUGCUUGAACCUGACGAUGUUGAUGUCGUCAGUCCAGAUGAGAAAUCCAUCAUGACAUACGUGGCUCAGUUUCUGCAGUAUUUCAAAAGUCUACCUGUGGCUGAAGAUGAGAUGCAGGGGAAAGUCAACCAGACCUUGAGUUGGCUGAACUCUCAAGAAAAGAAGUUAGCAAGGUUGUUGUCGGAGACAGAAAGUAUGCCCUUCUCUGAGAAGUUCCAAGAGAUGUUAUCAUUUAUGGAAUCAUUUAACACAGAGAAAAAGGCCUUUCAGUCCUUCCUGACAUCUAAAAGAAAAGCAUCGGAGCCGAGCGGAGAUUAUCUAAAGAUGAAAGAUGCAUGGGACGGCCUAACCUCUCAGAUGAAUGAAUGGAAAGCAAAGCUGGACAGUUUAUUGCCUCCACCUCUAGAUGCAAUAGAGUCCUGGUUGCAAGAGGUAGAACGCCAGCUGGCGGAAGAUCUACCGGAUUCUCAAGACCACUGUGAAGCCAUGGCUGCCCUAGAAGGAAAAAUGAGGUCCACCCAGAGCCUGAUGGACCAUUUCAAAGACCACUUGGAGAUGCUGCAGUCCUUUGAGAACAGAGAUGAGGCAGGCAUGCCGCUGGUGCCACCGCAGAAACUGGAAGAGAUGAGAAGAAGGUUCAGCAGCAUCCAGCUUGCAGAUUUCAGCAAUCUUGUGGAGUGCCACCAAUUGUUCUGCUCGGCUAUCUUGAAGGAACUGGUAUCCAAGCUUAACAUCUGGCACAUCAAGCAUGGGACCAAGGAGAAUGUGGAGUCGCUGCUGUCAGAUUGGAAUGGUUUUAUUGAAGAAAAAGGAUUUCUUAGUCAGCUGGAAACCACAUUUCGAGUAUGCAGAGAGAAACAGAACAAGAUCAUGACAACUUCUAAUCUGGGAGCUGAUCCUGAGGAUGCAAGUAAAUUAUUUAAGAUGGUAGAAUCUCAGGUUUCCAGAUGCAACGAGUACAUUGACAACGUGAAUGCGACCUUGCGGAAGAUUUUGUUGUCCUGGGACACCUAUACGGAGAACAUCCGCUUGCUGCAGGCUUGGCUGGAAGACACGCGGAAAAAGCACCCUCCGAAUGUUCCCACAGAAGUCUUGGCUGCCUGGAACUCCCGGCACGGAUCUGUCAACGAAGCAGGGAACUUUUUGAUCGAAUCCUGCAACGAGGAAGUGGGUUCAGCCGUUUCCAGUGAGCUGAAGAAACUGAACAGAAAAUGGGCAAAGCUUAUAAAGAAAACACAGUUUGAGAUGAGAUUGCUGGGAAUGCAAGAGGAAGAGGUGGAGGUGAAGCUGGCAGCUGGCAGUAAUGGAAAAAUGGAUUCUCCCACAACAGCAGAACCAGAUGACCCUGCAGUGGACAGCUCAGAGGAGACUCUUGAUGCUGGUUCACUAUCUCCGGACGAGUCUUUAUCAGAAGAAGAGGUUAAGCUAAAUUUCGAAGAUGCUCACAAGGAGCUUGAAGCAUCCAUUUUAAAAGCUAUGCAAAUCCUUGGCCAAAAGACCAGGCCUGAGGGGCCAGUUUCGAAACAUGAGGAAGCUUUUAGCAUCUUGGAUACCAACAGCCUCCGCAAGUUUUCGAGAGCAGCAGAACAAUUGAAAGACAUUUUGCCCGCUUGUGAAAAGGCAGCGGUGGAGGAAAAGAGCAAAGACGUCCGCGAGAGAUGGGAGGCUGUUCGCUGUGAAAUUGUAUCCUAUGUUGAAUUAAAAAUGGAAAUCGAACGAGGGAAGCUGAACAAUGCCUUUUCAAAACUCAAUAAGCAAAUAAAUAAAGAAAAGAAGCUGCUCAAGGCGGGAAAGACGAAGGGGCUCAUUGCAGAACAUGAGGCGAUAUUUUCUCAGCAAGGUGUCCUGGGCGAGCUACACACUUCCUUGCAAGCCCUGAAAGCCAUGAGCAAGAACAUGACGGAGGAAGAAAAGCAGGCUGAGAAAAAGACCCCGGUUGUAGAAUAUGAGCGGAAGAAGGAAGAGCUUCAGAGACAGGCUUUGGCUGUUCACAGCGAGCUGUUGUCUAUGGCAGCUGAUAGCCAUUCACCCAAGAGAGGAGAGUUUGCCCUUGCUUCUGCCAAUGGAGAGAAGACAUCAUUUCUUAAUCCUGGCAAUGGGUUUUCAACUGAAAGGGGUCCAGGAGACGUGGAACUAGAAAAGAAACUUCAGAGUGCAGAGAAGUUUGGAAAACACGGAGACUUGUCUCUGAAGGAAUUACAAAAGAGCUACCACACAGAAAGACAUAAUCUGAAGCUUUGCUUAAACACCAUCAGAGAAAAAACAGCAUCUGCUUUUCCUGGCGGUGUGAAAGAUAUUUUCAGCCUUCAGAAUAAGCUGCAAGAGUUGGAGGCCUUGGAGAGCGAAGGCGAUUCUUCUUGGAAACAGUUUGAAAGGAUGGUUUUGCUGCUGGGCAAGUUUUCCUGCAAAGCAGAUGAGUCUCAGGAAGAGCUGCUCAGAGAGUGGAACAGAGCCUGGAAUGCUCUGAAGGAGAGGAUUCACUCUUUAAAGGCUGUUUUGGCCCUUCUAGCCCCUGUAGAAAGCGAAUGGGUUCAGCUGUGCAACGCGGACGAAGAGCUCCGCCAGAGAGACAUUCCCCGGAGCGUGCUAAGUAACACUAGCCUUCCCUUCAAGAAAGUGAAGAAAAUGCAGACAUCUAUAGCAAAUUGUACCAAACAGUGCAGCUUGCUAGAACAAGGCAGGCGUCAAAGAACAGAGGUUGAUCCAAAAGACUGGGAAGAAGCAAGCGCAGUCGCCGCUGAAUACAAAGUGCGAUUGGGGGAGCUGGGUUGCAAGAUGCAGGUGAUUGAGACAAUCCUGCGUGACAUGGAAACUUUUCUGGCUUUGCUGAUGCACGCGAAACAGUCUUUGGGUGCCUCUGUGCCUCUCAGCCUCGCCCCAGGAUCACCCGGGGAAGCUAUGCUGCAGGAGGUGUCUCUGAUAAAAAGGGAGGCCAAAUCUCUCGACGAGAGGUUGAAGCAAGUCAGCAUUUACAUCAACGAUGAUGAAAGUGGGAAAAAGAUGUGUUGCGAAGACCUCGUCGCUGCGUUACCUGUGAACGAAAACCCUGUGGUUGGCUCCGUGGAGGAACAAGACAGCAACCAGAACAGGGAGGCUCAGGAAGAAUUUACCUCAAAGAAUAGCGAUCUCUUUAAAAACAUCCAAGACGUGCAUGUUAAGAUCAGCAAAAUAGGCCUGAGGGAGCCAACUAUCCCUGCUGUUCAGCAAAGGUUGAAGUCGAUCAGCGAACUGCGGCAGAAGCUGGACCGCCUUGCUGCGGAGAUGAGGUCCUUGAAUGAAGUCGCCAGCCGGCUUUCGCGGUCCGCAAAUGGCCAGGGGGAAGAAGUCAAGCGGCAGUGGAAACUCACAGAGGGCUUGUGGAAGAAAACAAAGCUUGCCAUUGCCGAAAAGCAGGAACACUGUGCGAGAGUGAUGGAGCUCUUGAAGCAAUAUCACAGCUGCAAAAACUGUCUGACAGGCAUUAUUCAGAAGCAAGAGCAUACCUUGUCUCAGCAAGUGUCUUACAUGGGAAAAGAGAACUUGCAGAGGAUAAUUGCCAUGGUCAACGUGGUCAAACAAGAAUUUAACAACCAUUCCGAAGACAUUGACAGAAUAAACCAGAUUGGCAAAAGCCUUCAGUCCCAGCUGAACAAAAUGAAAAGCUUGGAGGAUCCUCCCUUUGAGAAUGAGGCUAACGCUAUUGUGGACAGAUGGCUGGAUGUCAAUGAAUGGACUGAAAACUACUGCAAAAAUCUGGAAAGAGCUCUGGCUUUGUGGGACAAGCUCCUUAAUUUAUCAAGUUCAGCCGAGGAGUGGUUAAACGCAGAGCUGAAGAAGUUGGACGGUGGCUGCCUGACUGAAAAGGAGCUGGCAGACUUGGAGGCUGGCUUGAAGUCCCAACAAAAGAAUCUAGAGGAGUUUGAUGCAAAGGUGGAUGAAAUUCAGUAUCUCCUCAAUGGCUACGAGACCCCACUUGAAUUGCAGGUCAUCAAAUCGUCUCUUUUGAACAAAAUGGAGCUAAUAAUAAAGCACUUACCGAAUCAGUCAAUACCCACUGAACUCAAUGGCAACACAGCUGAGCUGAAAGAAGAUCUUGACCUGGCCAAGACGCAGAUUGGAAUGACAGAAUCGCUUCUCAGAUCAUUGUCUCCUUCUAACACCUUGGGGAUUUUUGCUAAAUUGGAGGAGAUACACCAGAAGAUUCUUCAGCAAAAACACCAUGUGAAGUUACUUGAAAAAGAGACAAGUUGUUUGAACCCCGAGGUGGUUGAAUUAAACAAACAACUCAAAAGCGUCACUGAUCUAUUUGAUUCCAAGAUGCAAAUGUUCCAGGAUCAUUUUAUGACUCUCCUAAACUACCACUGCCAGGAUUUCUGUGACUGGUUCAGUAGUACCCGGCUAAAUCUGAAGGAAUGUUUUGAUCCCUCAGAAACAAAAGAGAUAUUGGAAGAGAAAAUUCAGCGGCUGGCGACCUUCCUAACCUUUGAAGGCAAAGGCAGUGCUUUCCAGGAGGUGAAAACACUCUUGAGCCAGGUGGAGAGCUAUUUCCCCGAAGUGGACGUCAGCCACAUGAGCAGAUGGAUGAAGAGCCAAGAAGCAGAAUUACAGAGCGUGAUCAGCAGGUGUCAGGGAAGGGAGAAGGAGCUCCACGUCACUUUGCAGCAGUUUGCUAGACUUGAAUAUCUGUUCUGUAGCUUAGAGGAAUGGCUAAGCCUUCAGGAAAAGAAAUGGCAAGAGAAUCAAGUAGAGAAGCCGAGGCUGGAGCAUUUUUAUCAAAUUCUUCUAAAACAGAGAGAGUCAUUUGAUUCUCUUGCUUGGCUGGCCAAUUCUUUGAGGCUCUCUGGUUUAUCUAAGGAGGAAGUGGUGCUGGUAACCCCUCAGCUUGUCGACAGGUACAAGACGCUGCUCACCUGUGUCUCUGAAAGCCUUGACGUUUCCCAGGUCCUUUCUGCAGAGGAAAGUAAUUUUGAAGAACUUGCCCAGAAUAUGAUCCACUGGGUGCAAAGGCUGAAAGACAAAAUCUUGGGCCUAAGCUCUAAGGAAUCCAAGGCACCGCUGGAAGAAAGCCUGGAGAAAAUAAAGGAGAUUCUACAGCUGAAAGAGGAGGGUGAUGCUAAACUACAAAAUAUUGUCUGCCUUGGGGAACACGUGAAGAGCAAGAAUGGGAGCAAGAAUCUCGCUGUUGAGCGUAUGAUUUCUGAUGUCCGAAACCAGUGGGAGAGCACCAUUCAAAUGGCCAGAGGAUAUCUAAGAGAAGCUGAGUGCAUGAAAGACGAGAAGGCUGAACCACAGACUAAACGGAAGAAGAAAGCGAAACUUGGCUGUGUGGAAGAACGAGAGGCCGGGAACAUCCAGAGUACUGCGCUCAGACAUGAUGGACAGAUCCAAGAGAAGGCAGGUGCAGAGGAACUGCUGAUCUCAUUUGAUGCUCCUGAUAUCAGCCUGAUGGAAGUGCUUGGUGGAAGCCAGAAAGGAGGAUCAAAGGAAUCCUUUAGUGCGAACAAUCAAAUGGAAGGAGGAUCUCCGCAGCUUUUCCAGGAAUGGCUGACAAAUUAUGAGCAAUUGUCAAGUCCUGUAUCAGCUGACACUGGAGAGGAACCAGCUCUGGUUGUUAAGGGGCUAAAAGGAAGCUUGAUGGAAGCCCACAAUUUCCCAAGCUCGACAGGCAAGAGUGGAAAGCCGCUGCCGAAACCGGGGCAAAUACCGCCUGAUGAUAAUCUUCUCAAUGAGCUUCAGCAGCAAUCACUUGGCUAUCAAAAGAAAUUGCAAGCUGCGCAUUGCCGGUUGGAAGUGCCUCCAAUCGCUUUGCCGUUAAUGAAUGGGAAAGUAAUGGGGACUGACCCUGCUCCUUCGUCCAUUACAAAUCCAUCACCAGAAAGCAAGGGCUCUGAGAUGGAAAUGGUUUCGCAGGGGGGUCAUCUUCCCGAAGACCAGGCGACUGCAGAUUAUGCAGAGAUGGUGCAAAAGGUCAAGAAAGCGAAAAUCUCGGCUGCAGAGUUAGACAUUGUAUUGAUGAAUGGUCAACUGAGGGAAAUAGAGAAUUUGUGCGCUCUGCUGGAAAGGCAAAGCUCUGCCAGAAAACAGAAAGCUAAAACUUCUUCAUUGCUGGACGGAGAUUGCUUGACCACUGCAGAAGGAAGCGGCUCAGUUGUGCCAGAUUCAGACAGCGUGGCGGCUUCUAGUUGGGACGAGCUACUGCAGGAUAUAAUGUCUGCUAAAAAGGCCAGGCAGGCGCAGCUUCAUUUGCUGAAUAAUUACCAAGCGUGUCUCACCGAGGUCCAGUCUUCAAUGAAACAUUUUUCGGAGGAAAAAGAAAACCUAAAAACGGUACCCCUGUCAGAAGACACAGUUCUCCUGGAGAAUAUCCAGAAAUGCUUGGAUUCUAUACAAAAAGGGAGAAUCCUUUUGCAAAAGCUGAAGGCUGAACAAGGAAACCUAUCUAGACAACUAACCAGGAUGGACAAGGAGUUAAUCCAAAGCCAGGUGGCCCAGAUAGACCAGUGGUGGAAACAGAUGGAAGACACACUUAAAAGGAAGCAGAUCCGGGUUGCAGCACAAGCCAAUGAGUUUAAGGUUUUCAUGGAUAAAGCACAGGAGCUCCAAAAGUUGCUGCAGCAGCAGCACUGUUUGCGAACAGGCGGGGACACCCACAACCAAGCACACUCGGCGUUGAUGGCCACAGAAUUACAAACGCUUAAAAAUAGUGUUUCUAUGUUAAAAAGUGGUGCUGAGAUGCAGAUGAAGAGGAUGUGGACCGACACAGGGAAGAGAGCUCUGGAAAGCGCAAUAAAUGAUUUGCAGACUCGAGUGGAGGAGCUAGAGCAGCUGACUCCUACGGAAGAUGCCCAAAGAAGCGGCCGUUAUCCUCAGGCGUAUGACCUCACAAAGAAGAUUGAAGAGGCUGUUUUGUGGGCCAGAGUCUCGUUGCUCCACCUGGAUGGGAAGGCAGCGCUUUUCCCGGACGAUCUGAUGUUUGAAAUCGAAAGCUGCAAGGUUCUGAUUGGGGCCGCCGAGGAGAAAAAGUCAGGUGUCGUGCAACUGGUGGACGAGGCACAGCGCAUUGCUCCCCAGUUGGAAUCAGGCGAAGCUUCUGCCCUCGCCCUCCUUUCGGACCAGUUGCAAACCUGCUACAAAGACCUUGUUCCGAAAUUAGUAGAGCGGUUGGAGCAGCUGGAAUCUGAGCUCGGAAAGAGACGGCAGCUUUUUGCAGACACCGAAAAAUUGCAAGCAAAACUUAAAGAAGCAGAGAGGGUAUCCAAGCCAGGUACCGGUGACACAAGCCUGAAGUCAGAAAUGGACCGUUGGCAUGCCGUCGUAGAAAAGUCUGCAAAGGAGAUCGAGGAAGCAAAAGGUAUUGUUGAUGCAUCCCCUCAGGGGCUAAAUGUGUUUGAGAAGUUGUUUCUCAAUGACUUCUUGAGAAGCCUCCAGAGCAGAACUGAAAGAGCUCACAGGCUAAACCAGAUUAACCGCCGUACAGCAGAAAACAAGGUAGAUGCCUAUGAAAAAGUCACAAGGACGCUGAUGUCAUUGGAGCAGGAUCUUUGCAGCCUCCAGCGUGAGGAAUUGGAACUGGACCAGGCAGGUGUGGACCAAGACAUUAAGGGUAAAUUGUUUGUGCUUAAAGAGAGAGCAGCGGCCAUCCAGUCAGGUUUGUUGCACUUAGAAAAGUACAAGGAGAUUUGGGAAUGCCUGCAUCUGAAAUGGGAUGUACCAGACCUUGAGAAAUUGCAAGGCGAGUGUUGCAAGCUGAAACGUAAGCUUGAGCAGAGGGUUAGCUGUUCUGCGGAGGGCGACGGGCGUAGAACAGCACUCUCAGAAGUUGAGGCUCUCAUCUCCAUUAUACAGAAACACUGUGAUGUUUUGAAAGAUUGCUCCGACUCUAUUGCCUCUGAAACCAGUCCGAUGUCAGAAAAGACUUUAAGUUGGAAAGUGCAGCAUGCCAGGCACUUAACUCAGGAGGCACUCAGGCUGCUAGGCAAAAGCGAGGCCUUUGGUCCUUCUCUCAAGGAGACCAAGAUGCAGCAAAUAAAGAGCUUGGGCGUGAAAAUAGAUGGGCUGGCACAAGUGAUCCAAUCUAAGAUACUGGCUGUUCAAGAAAAAUGCGGACACGAGCAAGGUUUCCAGAGCAAGCUGGGUCACAGUUUAGCAGCUUUAAAGCAAAUUAAAUCCGAGCUCCGGCAGCCCAUUCUACUUGACUUGGAAACACAGACGAUCCGAUGUGAAAAUAUGUACUGUAAAGUGAUUGAAGAUGCUGCAGAAGUAGAAUCUUGCGCUGCUGAAGAUUUAAUUAAUAGAAAGAGGGGGUCUCAGGAAGGACAAUCUUCCCUCCCUGAUAGUUUGCAGAGGGAACUGGAUGAACUGCAAAGCCUGAAAGUACAGCUGAAAUCUGACAUUGCCGCACGUAAAAGUGCCUUAAAUGAAGCCUUUGGGACUGUGAAGUCUUACAGAGAAGCUGUCCUAAGGGCUUCCGACCUCCUCAGCCAGCGUGAAGCCCUUUUCUGCACUCCUCUGCUCGCUCUGGAUGAGCUAGAAGAGCCCAGCCUCCUCUCUCGCCAGAGACAAGAAGAACUUGAGUCUGCAAUGUCUCAAGUAGAAGCGCUGACCUCUGCGAUGGAAAACAUAGUCGAACCGCAGGCCAAACUGCAACUGGAAAAAACCCUUGGCGAUCUCGUUUCUAAGAGUUUGAUAGCAAGAGAGCAGGAGCAAAAGAGAAAAUCUGAUGUGCAGAGAUGCUUGGAAAAAUACAACCGCUUCAAAAAAUCCAAAGAGGUGAUACAUGUUAAUCUCAACGACGUGGAAAGGGUGCUUCAGAAAUCUUUGUACCAUAUUCCAGUGUCUUAUAAAGAAGCUUUAGAGCAGUCGGAACAAAGCAAGAUGAUGUCCUCCAGACUGGUUUCAAUCGAAGAGGAUCUAAGGAGGUUGCGUCAGGACUCGGGACAACUGGUUUCGAUGUGCAGCGAAAAUGAUUGUGUGCUGAUUGACACCGUUGUGACGACUUUGUGGCUAAAGUGGCUUUAUUUGCUCGACACUGCAAAAGAAUGGGAGGGAAAGUGUGAAGAACAGAAGCAGGAAUGGAAAUCCGUCAGUGAAGAAAUGGAACGAGAAAGCAUCAUUCUAGACAAUCUUCAGGAAGAACUGCCCGAAAACCCGAAAGAAAAGGAGAGAGCCAGCAAAGAGGAGCUGGAAGAAUUCCUGGAAUGUACGAACAUUUAUGGAGAAAGUGUGAAUGCUGAGAAACGGUUGUUGCGUUUAAUACUUCAGCGUGUCAGGAGCAUUCUCAUGGUCCCUGAAUGUCCGUCUGCGGAGGGAGGAAGCCUUCCUGUUAUGAAUGAAAUCCAAACCAUGCAGAAUCGAACAAAAGAGCUCUUCCAAAAGGCUCAAAAGCAAAAGGAUGCUGUGCAGUCUGAAAUUGAAGAGCGGGACAAAGUGAACGAGGAGAUCGGCGCUUUGAAGGCUUCAUUACGUGACACUGAAUCUUUGCUCCACGAAACAGACUUAGAACCACUUAAUGAAAAGACAGCGAAACUUGAGGAAAUCCAAAGAGCCAUUGACAGUCAGAAGCAAAUUCUCCAGGAGAUAAUGGAUAAGUUACGUAUCAAAUACUCUGAAAUGUAUACGAUAGUUCCCGUCGAGAUUGAAACUCAUUUGGAAGACUGCAAGCAAACUUUGCAAGAGCUAGAAGAAAAGGUCACCACGGAAUCCCUGAAGCUUUCCCCACACUACACGGCAGAUAAAAAAAUACAAGAGAUCAGCAAAGGCCUGCAAGCGGUUGAAAACAUGCUGCAGCAGAAGAGCAAGAGCACUGCAAGAGCGAAAGAAAUCCAGAAGAGAAUCUGGGACAUGCUGGACCUUUGGCAUUACAAAAUGAACGAACUGGAUUCUGAGAUUCAAGACCUCGUGGAGCAAGAUCCUGGCCAGCAGGGUCAAGAGUUGAUGGAUCGUUGGAUGAUUCCGCUGCAACGAUACCAGCAAGUCUCUCAGCGGGCCGAGCGCAGAACUGCAGACUUGAACAGGGCUACCAGCAAGAUGGAAGAAUGUGAAGAACUCCUGAAGAGCACCCAGGUUUGGCUUGAAAACACCAACCGUCUGCUCACAGAGGAAGCUAAAAGUGACUCUGCAAAAGCUUUGAACAAGCAUGCUGAUGCACUCCAGAUGGCAUUUGAAGAUUCGGAGCAAAAGCAAAGCAUUCUCAGUGCAAUUUAUCCGGAGUUGGAGGAGUUCUCCUCUUUAAUUGAAACUGGCUGCACAGUGCAGAUGCUGAACAAAGUAAACGAGCAAGUUAAAGCCUUGCAACAGAAGAUAUUGGAGAUUCUUCCCCACAUCCAGCACUUGGCCGAUGAGGUGGAAGCUAUUGAAUCUGAAGUGAAAAAAAUGGAGAAGGAUGUGGACAAAAUUAAGACUAUCUUGUCCCCUUCAGAAGACACACUCGAUCUUUCUCCUAAGGAGCAUCUUAAACAUGGCCAGGUUAUAAUGGCCCAUAUCAGCCCCAUGCAGAAGGCAAUUGCUGAAAUCCAGUCCUAUAAAGAGAGUCUGAGGUUGCCAGGCAUGAGGAUGCAACCCCUCUCUGUGUUCCAAAGAACAAAGCAACUUCUGAAAGAGCUGAAGACCUUAGAAAGAAUUACCAAGGAGCAAAACGCACUGCUCGAGCCCAUUGUGAAAGAGCUGGAAGAGAGCGAGCAAGAAAUAGACUCUCUGAAGCAGUUCCUGUUCCCGAGGAGUGGCUUGGAUGAAUUGGCUACAGAAAUCCCAUGGCCUGCUCAGGCUGCCUCCUACCCAGAGGGCGAGGAGAUGGAAGACGUAAAGCAGCGGAUCUCCCUCCUUUGCCAGAGGAAGGAGGACAUUCUUACGAGGAUGAAGAAUUCCUUGGUGGAGCUACACCAGAGGCCAGAGCAGCCUGAACUAGAGGAGGACAUUUUGGAAUCCCCGGAACCGGAAGAACAUGGAGCUGGUGCUGAUUGGCAGCUGAAAAAGCGAGGUUCACUGUCUCUUCUGCCUUCCUUGGUCGAAGAAGCUGAGGACAAUUCAUUCCACAAUGAAGCUGUGGAUGCUGAGGAGCCUGACCAGCAGUUAAUUUCUUUGUCUCCGCAAAAAGCAAGAAGUGGUGAGGCUCUUGCAAGUCAUAGCGGGGGCAAAGCCUCCUCCAGUCGAGUCACAAACACUGCCGAGUGCUUAUUGGGAGAUUCAGAGGAGCCUUUGGGAGCCGGUAGGCCUGACUCAGAGCUUGCCCGGCUCCUCCAUGUGUGGCAGGCACAAAUUGCUGAGCUGGAACGGUGGCUAGACCAAACGAAAGAGUCCCUGGGAUCAGGAGGCCAGACCCGCCAAAUGCAACAGACGGUGGAGCAGCGUCUAGCUGCGUGCCAGGCUAUCUUAUCAGAGAUUGAACAGAAAGUGGCGCGCCUAUUGGAGGACUGCAAAGACAGGCACACCGGUGAGGGCCCUGGCAUCCAUCAGGAGGCAGAGAGCCUGUCUUCGAAGCUGAGAGAUGUGAAAUGCAACUUGAAAAGAGUGCAGGGCAUGCUCCAAGGGAAGAGCACAGAAGAGCAGAUCAUCCCUGAGGAAAAUACCUCUGAGGAGCUCCCUCCGCCCUUUUAUUUUGACCUCUCUGAUACAUUCCCGCUUCUUACCUUGGACCAGCCUCUCUUCAGCAGGCAGAAUGGUUUAGAGCAGCAGCAGGAGCUGCUGCUGCAGCUGUCAGAACAAAACAGUCUUGUUGACUUCAUUGACGUGUACAUGGAGAAGAUGCAGCCGCAAUCUGGGGAUAGCAAAACUCUGGAAUUGCAAGCAAGCAGUCUGAUGCGCCGAUCUAGUCACGAGGCACCCAGCUCUGGAAGUGAGCCCCUUGGUCUGAUUCCCAAGGACCAAGCAGGGGACAAGUGGCAACAUUUGCAGGAGGAGCUGCUCUUCAAAGUGAACCCUCCUCACUGUCAGUUCCCUGAAUCUCAGAUCUCUACCAAAAUAAAUAUUCUACCCAAGGGUGCCACAGCGAGUGUGAGAACUCCAACCGUCGAGGAGCUGAAAACGUACACGGCACAGCUUGGCAAUCUGAGCCAAGAAGCGUCUGUUCAGACACAGGAAAAUGUGACGGGGGAAGUUUCCUUAAGCUUGGACCAGAAGCUCUUUGAGCUGCUUUUGGCGAUCAGCCGCUGCCUGAACGACAUGGAGCAGAUGUUAAACACGUGUGAACUCACCAGUGAAGAAGCUCCUGUGCAACAGAUGCUUUAUGAGACUCUCUCCGCAGAGCUGCAAAAGCUUCAUGCGGAUAUUGGUGAGAAAAAGGAUGACCUUCUGAGGUCCAUUGCCUCUGCUGGUGGUAACGCUGAUAGAUUCUCCGAGUGUUUUAGCAACUUGCAGUCGUGGCUGCAGUCGACCCAAGCAGCUGCUUCUUCGAGGAGCAAGUCCAUAAAAGCUGAGCUGGACCAGUACAGUCAAUAUCAGAAUGAAAUCAGGCGAUUGUAUGGUAGGUUGAUUAUGAAAAAAUCCUUACUGCAAGAGUCCUUCGGCGCAACGAGCGAACACAGUAUCUCCGAACAGCUCCAGAGGCUGGACGCCCAUGAGUUGGAAAUGCAAAACUUUGAGAUGCAGACUGCUAAACUAAGAGGUCAUGUCCCUGUUGCCCUAAUCCAUGACGUGCAUAAACUAGAGGAUGUGUUAGAUGACCUUUGGGAGAUCCUGCAAGACAAACAGAAGGAGCUGACCUCUCCAUUUAUUAGCGAGCAACAAUAUGAAGCUUUGCUGCAGGGAUUAGCUGAGCUCUCAGAUCUUGGGCGAGAGAAAGUUGCUCAAGAGAUUAAGCUAAAAGCUACCAGUCGAACUACUUUACAGUUUCAUCUACAAAACCACAAGAGCUUUUUCUGCAACAAGGCCCACAGGCAGCUGGUGCAGAUAUGUUCCGAAAAGAUGGCACCUUCAGGAUUACAUGAGAGAGGGAAAGAAUGGAGUCAGCUGGUAGAGGAAUACCAAUGUUUGGAACAGCAAGCAGUCCAGCACGGAGCCUAUUUGGAAAGACUGUUACAGGACUGGAUCGCGUUUGAUGACGGCUAUGGGUCUUUCUGCCAAAAACUUGAGGCGUUGUCCUCCUCUGUGCCUUCUGUGGGUUUGGUGGAAGAGACAGAAGAAAGGCUGAUGGAAAGGACUCAGCUUCUUCAGCAAAUCAAAAUGAAAAUGGAAGGCGAGCAGGCCGGGUAUUGUCAGGUAGUGAAGGAAGGGAAGAACCUGAUGGGACUCGUGAACUGUCCUGAAUUGCAGGUCCAGAUUGAGAAGCUGGAGGACCAGUGGACCUCUCUUUCCAAAAGAGUUGCCCAUGAGCUACAGAGACUUGAAACGUUGCUCAAACUCUUGUCCAGCUACAACAGGGAUUCAAAGGAGCUGGAAAUCUGGCUGGGGUCUGCUCAGCAGCGCAUUCGUGACUGGAAGGAGCAGUCACUCAAUGCCUCCCAGGACUUGAACACUGUCAGAAACAGUAUACGCGACUUUAUUGCAUUUUCUACAGAGGUUGAUGAUAAAUCUUCCUUGAAGUCAUCAGUCGUAAGCACCGGCAAUCAGCUUUUGCUUCUUAAGCAAUCCGAUGCAGCAAUGCUACGGUCAGCUUUGACGACGUAUGACCAGAGAUGGGCUGACCUGAUCGCUCAGUUGCCAAGCAUCCAGGAGAAGCUUCUCCAGCUUCAGAUGGCAAAGCUGCCGUCUCAUGAGGCAAUCGCAGAAUUAAUGGACCAGAUGAACCAGAUGGAGCAAGAAAGAAGAGCUGAAGCUACUGUGAAUGCUCAGAGUCCCACAUGCCAAGUGAAAAGCCUUCUUAAGAAAUACAAGGAGUACGAGAUGGAAAUGAACUUCAAACAGGGGGUAGUAGAUUAUGUUAACCAGUCGCUGCUGCAGAUGACAACGUGCGACGUCAAGAACAAGCGUUACGAGAGGACGGUGUUUGCAGAGCGUCUUGGUGAAAUGAAUCUGCGGUGGCACCGGUUGAGAGGCUCUCUGGCCGGAAAGAUAAAGGAGCUGGAGCACAUUUUGGAAUCCGCAGGUGAAAAGGAGAGCAGAGCCCGGUCCCUGGGCAGCUGGCUAGAAGCACAAAGCAGAAGACUCAAGCAAGCAGGGAAGCCAGCAAGUUCCAUUCUUGCCCAGGACACGGCACAAGACUGCAAGGCGCUGGAAAACCAGCUUGCUGUUAAAUCUAAGGAGCUGGAUGAGCUGAAGCAGAGUUACCCAGUUUUAGGAGGUGGUGCUGAGGAUCCUGCGGGGGCAAUGCCGAGAACCAGCAAUUUAGAUGAAAUGAGGACCAGAGUUGCCAGCCAGAUUGCGCUGCUGAAGACCUCAACAGAGUCUGCUUUAGAGCAGUGGCGGAUUUAUGACCAAGCUUGGGAUGAAGUCAGACUGAUGCUUGCAAGAAUUGUGUAUUGCCUGGAGGUUAGCAAGCCUCCCAUGGUUACAUUCGAGACACUAAAAACCCAGGUGGAAAAUCUCCAGUCUCUUCAAGAUAAAGCAGAGAGUAAUGAAGAAAUCUGGGCUAAACUCCAAGCUGCUGCUUGUAACCUGAAGAAGCUGUGUGAUCCCUCGUUUUCUGAGAUUAUUGAACAGAAAUGCAGAGAGGCACGCACAAGAUGGACACUGAUGAACAAAGAAAUUGAAGAUCACCUACACAAAGCACAAGCAUCUUUACAACUUUGGGAAUCUUACGUUGGUUUACAUGCUGAAGUCAUGGCCAAGGUGGACAAGUAUGAAGAGCAAUAUGGUUCCCUUUUGGCAGAUGUGGCUGCAGGUCAUACGAUGGACUUCCCUUAAGCAGAAGGUCGAGGAUUGAAGAUGCUGAAACUGGACCUUCAGAACAUCAAAGAAAGUUUUCUUCCCGUUUCUGAGCUGGCAGAUAAAAUAGCUCAGCUGGCUGAGCCCACAGAAUCACUUCUUCCAGAAAAACUCCAGCCACUUCAAAGGAUCUCCUAUUUGGAGAAGAUGCUACAGAUGAAAGAAAAUAAGUUUGAGUUUGACCUUUCACAGCUGAAACGUUUUGAGACUUGCUUGGAAAACCUGGAGAAUCAUGUUAAAGGGUUCACGGAAGUAUUGGAAAAUCUGAACCAAGGCACUGAAGACUCAGAUCUACUCAUGAGCCAGAUGUUGGUCCUCACAGCUUUAUCACCUGAGAUGGAGAGUCUGAAUGAAUUCAGCUUUAGGUUUCCGCUCAGUGACUUCACUGCAAAAAGACUGCAGGAUCUGAACUGGCAAUGGACUCAGAAGAAAGCCAUGGCUCUGGAGAAAUGCUGUGAACUGCAGAGCAUUCAGUCUGAUGAAAAGUUCAUUCAGAGAUGCCAAAAGUGGGCGCUGUUCCAAGAGAAAAUGAAAGAGGUCUUGAGGGAAGAUAUGGCGGGCAGCCUAGAGGGACUGCGGAAACAGCAGAGGGAGUAUGAGACAUUGCAAGCGGAGAUCUUGGUGAACCAGCAGACUUUUAAUUCUAUCAUGUCAAAGGCUUUGCACGUGCUGGAAUCGGGAGAAGCCGAAAACCGGACCACGUUUCUCUCCAAACUCACCCUGCUGAAGGAACAGUGGCAAAGCAUCGUCCGGGCAGCUCAGCAGAGAAAGGGCGAGAUUGACAGUCUCGUAAAGCAAUGGCAAAAAUUCACAACUUCACUACAAGACAUCAAGAAGAUCCUCGUUCACACAAGUGGAUUCAUGGCUGCUGUGGAGAGUCAGGAGAAGUAUAGUCUGCACCAACUCAGGAAUCUGAGUCACGACGUCAAGAAAAAGGAGAUCCUCCUUCAGAGGUGGCAGACCAAGCACGCCUUAACCUUGGCGGCCGGGGAGAAGUUACUUGACGUGGCAAACCCCGAGGCCAGAGUUGCCCUACAGCUCAAGAUGACGCAUGUACAAGAGACCUGGAGCAAAACCCAGCUUCAGCUGGAGAAGAUCAGAAAGCAGCUUCAGCGCACCCUGCAGACGUGGGAGAGCGGCAAAAGCCAAACUGAAAACUUGGGCAAUAGGCUGCGGGAGCUGAAGGCAAGAAUAAAAUACCCUCUUCCAGUCCAGCAUGCUGAGCUUCAGGCUGCCAAGGAACACGUCAAGGAGCUGGAGAAGUCGCUGGCCAACUGGAACCAAAACACAAACAAACUUGGCAGCAUGAAGGGCCUGGCGCACUACAUCCUUGCGGAAGAUGUGAUGGUGCUGAAAGAGCAAGUCGAGCAUUUGCACAGACAGUGGGAAGAGCUCUGCCUAAGAGUUUCUUUGCGCAAGCAAGAGAUUGAGGACCGACUCAAUGCCUGGAUUGUGUUCAACGAAAAGAAUAAAGAGCUCUGCGCUUGGCUGGUGCAGAUGGAAAGCAAGGUGCUCCAGUCAGCCGACGUCAGCAUUGAAGAUAUGAUAGACAAGUUGGAGAAGGACUGCAUGGAGGAAAUCAGCCUGUUUAGUGAAAACAAUCUAGUGCUUCUGAAGCAAAUGGGUGAGCAGCUGAUCAAGGCCAGCAACGAGAGCAAAGCCGCUGAAAUAGAUGAGAAACUCAACAAGAUUAAUGAUCGCUGGAAGCAUCUCUUUGAUGUGAUUGGAGGACGGGUGAAGAAGCUGAAGGAGACCUUUUCUUUCAUACAGCUGCUCAACAAAAACAUGAGUAAUCUUCGCACCUGGCUGGCACGCAUUGAAUCUGAGCUUUCGAAGCCUGUUGUUUAUGACACCUGCGAUGAUCAGGAGAUAAAGAAGAGACUUGCAGAGCAGCAGGAUCUGCAGCGAGACAUUGACCAGCACAGCCCUGAUGUCGAUUCUGUCUUCUGCAUCUGCGAGGUCUUGCUGAACGAUUCCGAUGCCUGUGCCAACCAGACUGAAUGCGACUCCAUCCAGCAGACCACAAGAAGUUUGGAUCGCCGGUGGAGAAACAUCUGUGCCAUGUCUAUGGAGAGGCGGAUGAAGAUUGAGGAAACAUGGCAACUUUGGCAAAAGUUCCUGGAGGACUACUCUCGCUUUGAGGACUGGCUGAAGACAGCCGAGAGGACAGCAGCGUAUCCAAACUCUUCGGAGGUUUCGUACACCAAUGCCAAGGAGGACUUGAAGAAAUUUGAGGCAUUUCAGCGACAAAUCCACGAGCGACUGACGCAACUGGAGCUGAUCAAUAAACAGUACCGGCGGUUGGCCCGGGAGAAUCGCACUGAUUCAGCCAGCAAGCUGAAGCAGAUGGUCCACAAGGGCAACCAAGACUGGGAUAACCUCCAGAAACGCGUGACGGCAAUUCUCAGGAGACUCAAGCACUUUACCAAUCAAUGGGAGGAGUUUGUGGGGACCAAGGACAGCAUCCUGGUGUGGCUGACCGAAAUGGACCUGCAGUUGACCAACGUGGAACACUUCUCAGAGAGCAACUUGGAUGAGAAAAUGCGGCAGCUAAAUUGUUUCCAGCAGGAAAUAUUGCUAAACACCGACAAGAUCCAUGAGCUUACUAUGUCCGGGAAGCACCUGAUUCAGAAAAGCGAGCCUUCGGAUGCUGUUGUGAUUGAAGAGGAGCUGCAAGAGGUCCACAGAUACUACCAGGACGUGUUUGGCCGUGUCUCCCGAUUCCAGCAUAGACUGGCAUCCUGGCCCCCGGGACUGGAAGAUGAAAAGGAGACCUCUGAAAGCGAGGCCGACAUGGAAGAUGCAAGGGGGAUGCACCCCUGGUGCCGAAAGGCCAUGCAGGAAGUGCUGCCGCCCCAGCAGUCCCUCUGCCACCUCGUGCCCCCUGCAGUGGGUCACGAGAGGUCGGGCUGCGAGACGCCCGUCAGCGUGGACUCCAUCCCCUUGGAGUGGGAUCACACCGGGGACGUCGGAGACUCUGGUCCACAAGAUGAGGAAGAAGAACAGUAUUACAGUGAUCUGUCAGAAAAAUCUGCUUCUGAGACCCACACGUGGCACUCUCCAGAAAGCCCUGCUUGCCGAAAACAUCCAUACAGCCAGGGAGAGAUGGUUCCAAGUGUCCUUUUGAACAGCCCAGAGACAAGCACUCCCUACAAACCAGGAUAUGUGAAACAACGGAGCAGCAGGAGUCUGGACAGCAUGCAGGAGAUCUCUGGGAUGUUGCCUAACGAGGAACCCCAAUCUAGCCAGAGCCUUGAUGGCGUUGCAGCCAUAGAAAAACAACCAGGAGGCCUGGAGAGAUGGGAGCUGAUUCAAGCCCAAGACUUAAGCAACAAGCUGAGAAUGAAGCAGAGUCGGCAGCAGCGGGAGCAGCUGAAUUCUGACCUCACGAAUAUCAACGCUUGGCUGGAUAGAACAGAGAAGGAGCUUGAAAUGUUGCAGGAGGCAGAACCGCCCACCAGCAUCACGGCCAUCCAUCAGAGAGUCAAGAAGCAGAAAGAUAUGCUCAAAGCCUUUGAUAACUACAAGGCACUUGUGCUUUCUGCCAACCUGACCAGCAAGGACUUCAGGCAAGGAGACAGCGCUGGAUCCAAAGAGCUCCAGAACAGGCUUCGGCAAGUCAAUAUGCGCUGGGAGGAGGCCAUUCAUUUGAUGGGAGAGUGGAGGAAGAGUUUGCAGGAAGCCCUGGUGGGCUGCCAGGAUUUCCAUAAGCAAAACCAUAACCUGCUGCUGUGGUUGGCUGUUGCAGAGGUUCGGAGGCAUCAAGCACAGAUCAAGGAUCUGAAUGCUGAUCCUCACGCAAUUCAGGAGAGCCGAAGAGAAUUAAUGCAACUGGAGAAAGAGCUUCUGGAACGGCAGCCGCAAGUCAACACUCUGCAGGAGAUUUCCACUCACUUGCUCGUCAAAUCUGGUGGAGGAGAUUAUGUUGAAGCUCACGAGAAGGUCCACGUUAUUGGGAAGAAACUGAAGCAGCUUCUGGAAAGAGUCUCAAGUGAUUUAAAGGUCUCGCAUGGAAAGCAGGACACAAGUGCAUUUCUGCAGGAUGUGGACGAACUGGACUCGGGAGGCUGUCCUCAGCGACCAGAGAAACCUUGCACAUAUAAAAACAAGCAGGCUGGUGGAAGGAAGACCUUGGAGACUGAGAGCGGCGCUGAUAUUAGAGGGGAUGACGACGAGAGUGCCAGCCCAGCUGCUCCCAAGACCCGUGGCUUCCUGUCCCGUGUACUGCGAAUGGCGUUCCCUCUUCAGUUGCUCUUCCUUCUCCUCCUGCUUUUGGCCACCCUGCCCCCUUUCUCGGAGGAAGAUUACAGCUGUGCACACCGCAACAACUUUGCCCGGUCUUUCCACCCCAUGCUGCGAUUCGUCAAUGGGCCUCCUCCCUUCUGAAGCGUCCCAAGGGCUUUUUUGCACCUCAACCAAAAUGAACCUCCUCAGCAGGCUCUUCUUCUCAUGCUGCUAUUGCCAUUCUGUGGACUUCACACCGUGAAUGCGUCAGAUUUCACAACUGAAGAAGUAGAUCCUCUAGCAAUUUCAAUAUUUGGGAUGGGUUGCGGGGCGGGGGCAGAGACAGGUGUUAACUCGGUUUUGUACAGGAAAAUACUUUUUUCUAUAUAUAUUUUUGAACUGUAAGCAACAUACUGUAUACUUUUGCACAAUGUGUGAUCGAUCGGCUGAUGGCUUCCAUGCCAGAAUGUCUUCUGAAGACGAAUUUUCAAGAUGAUGUCAUGUUUGCAUUGAAAUAAUGUGAUUUUUAGCUAACGACGAAUGCUGUAGAGAAUAGCUUUUAGUGUGACGGAGAGAACCCAUUUUUCAGCUGGUGCUUUGCAUGCAAAGAAAUCUAUUUCCAUACUUCGAUAUUGUAGUGAAAAGAAAGGUUUGAUUUUAUAUAAAUAUAUAUAAAAUACUUGUUAUACUUUAGUAUUUUAGCAACCCUCUCUCUCCAGUUAACAAAUACAUAUAGA
Messenger RNA from Podarcis muralis (Common wall lizard), 20703 nucleotides. It is a transcript of the gene SYNE2, whose product is annotated as spectrin repeat containing nuclear envelope protein 2. NCBI's taxonomy places the organism in Eukaryota, Metazoa, Chordata, Lepidosauria, Squamata, Lacertidae. Gene Ontology annotation, molecular function: protein binding. The record is from RefSeq and is a predicted model, not a curated record. Gene Ontology annotation, cellular component: membrane.